CUUUUUUUUUCAUUCUUUUUGAAAGUUGACCCUGAUGCUUCUCCCUUCCGUCGUUCCUAGAAUAUUGACAUGCCAACGCCGUCGACUUUAUGCUAGUGCUGCUGUUGCAGGAACGUCUUCAGACACGUCAACCACACCUAAAGUAUUUCAAGUGUUUGAUCGUCAAGCGAAGCGAUUACAAAAAGAUCGCGCGGCGAGUCAAGUGGAACAGAGUCGAACGGUGGAUUAUCUUCGAGAUGAAAUAGGAGCUCGAGUGGCUGAUAGACUAUUAGAUAUCCAUCGUAAUUUUGAUACAGUCGUGGAUUUGGGAUCAGGAUCUGGACAUAUUAUUAAACACGUCAAAGCAGACAAAGUGAAAAAGAUGAUUCUGUGUGAUAUGUCGGCCUUGUAUAGAGAUAAAGACAUUCAGUACGAAGUGCCGGUAGAGAGACAGCUUGUAGACGAAGAACUUUUACCUUUCAAACAGGAUUCACUUGACGCAGUCCUCAGCAGUCUCUCUCUCCACUGGGUCAAUGAUCUACCAGGCACCCUUAUUCAAAUAAAAAAUGCUCUCAAACCAGACGGUGUCUUUAUCGGUGCCAUGUUGGGCGGUGAUACCUUAUUUGAAUUACGCACUUCCUUACAACUCGCGGAAACAGAAAGAGAAAGUGGUGUUUCUCCACGUGUCUCUCCCAUGGCAGAUUCAAAUGAUAUGUCUCGACUCUUAUCAAGAACAGGAUUUACUCUCACCACAGUAGAUGUAGAUGAAAUUCAAGUCAAUUAUCCCAGUAUGUUUGAAUUGAUGAAGGACUUGCAAGCGAUGGGUGAAAGUAAUGCUGUUUUGACAAGGCGUCCCCUUUUAAAAAGAGAUACUAUGAUGGCUGCUGCAGCUAUCUAUAAAGAACUCCAUGGUCAUCCUGAUGGUACAGUGCCUGCCACAUUUCAAAUUAUACACUUGAUUGGUUGGAAACCAUCUGAAAAUACGCCUUUACCUAAAAAGAGAGGAUCUGCUAACGUAUCACUGAAAGACGUUUUGUAAAACGACGAUAAAUAGCCCAUGCCUUUCCCCUCCUCCCCUCCCCCUCCCUCUCCCCAUCUGUAAAUAAAUCAGCCCAUGAUCGAUAAUAAGGGAGGAUGACGAUGAACCAACGAAAGGAGAAAAAAUUAAUAAGGCCAUGAUUAAAAUUUAAAGAUUUUCUUGAAGCCCUUACUAUAUAUAUUUUUAGUUGCUGUCUACAUCAUAGCGUGUAUACACAUCAUUUGGUUUCAUCUACCUGUCUUCAACGCCCCCUCUG
This is a messenger RNA of Mycotypha africana, 1274 nucleotides long. Its product is annotated as S-adenosyl-L-methionine-dependent methyltransferase. The transcript is spliced from 8 exons. Gene Ontology annotation, biological process: mitochondrial respiratory chain complex I assembly. The coding region runs from base 35 to 1018 and encodes 327 amino acids. Gene Ontology annotation, cellular component: mitochondrion. The record is from RefSeq and is a predicted model, not a curated record. Lineage: Eukaryota; Fungi; Mucoromycota; Mucoromycetes; Mucorales; Mycotyphaceae.